Molecule: messenger RNA, 3684 nt
Organism: Vanderwaltozyma polyspora DSM 70294
Lineage: Eukaryota; Fungi; Ascomycota; Saccharomycetes; Saccharomycetales; Saccharomycetaceae
Exons: 1
Coding region: 1-3684 (1227 amino acids)
Source: RefSeq, a predicted model, not a curated record
AUGGCUGCUAAAAAAGUUGGUAAUAGAAAUAAUCUUUUAUGGAGGUUGAUCAAGCUGUUCCAGCAUUAUUUCCCCUGCGAUAGGGUUUUAGCUCAAAGGAUAUUUAAGUCGACAGUAAACUCUACUGUUGCAUUUAUAUUUGUAUUGAUCCCCCAGAUAAGGAAUCGUUUAGGUAGUGUUCCACCAAUGUUACCAUUAAUUUCAGUUAUGGUUCAUCCAGGCAGGAGAGUCAGUGGUACUAUUCAAGGUGCUAUUUAUUGUAUUACUGGUUUAAUCUUUGGUUUGGCUUAUGCUUUAUUGGGACGAUUCCUGGCCCAGCGUUGUUUAGGUUCAAGUUGGAAUAAGUUAACUGACAAUGAACACUAUGCCACUCAUUAUAAAAGUUACGAGGCUGCUUUGGCUAUCCUUGCAGUUUUUGAAACUAUUAUGCUUUUAUUUCAUGGUUGGAUGAGAUCUGUCAAUCAUCAUUAUUUUGGUAUAGUCUUCCCUCUUUUUUUAGUGGUACAUUUCACAUUUCUGGAGCCUUUAAAAGUAACACCUGCUCAAUUGUCGAAAUCAUAUACUACUCCCUUUUAUUUAGGAAUUGCCAUGUCGAUCUUUUGGAAUCUUGUGUUAUUCCCAGAGUUUGGUAGCUCUUAUCUAGGUAAUGCCACCGUUGAAACAUGGAAUGAAGUUCAUAAAGCUGUUGAUCAUGCCAUUAACUUCUUUCUGACUAUUAAUCUUAAUGGCGACAGCUCGAAAUAUACAAAAGAACCUGCAUCAUUAGGAAAACUGUUAAAUAUGAAAAAUACAAUUGACAAAAAAAUAAGCACUAGUCAAUUAGUUUAUGAAGAAUGUGUCUACGAAGCAAGUUAUUCUUACGUAUCACCAGGUCAAUUAUCACCUGUAAUGGAUACGUAUGAUACAUUGUCAAAAUCAAUAAAAGGGAUUAUAAAUUCAUGUCAAUUGGAAUUUAUUUUAUUAGGUAAGGAGCAAAGAGAUGGAAAAACUAAUCCAUUGAAUAGGAAUACUGAAAAGGAAAUUGAAUAUGCAGAUGCUGAAAAGUUAUUUAAAAUCUUAGAGAGAAUCCGUCCACUUGUCUACGAUUUGCAUAAGACAUUAAGUGAAAGUAUUUAUACAAUCAAGUUGGUAUUGGCUAAAGCUUACGAUGUCAAUUUAAAAAAUGUACAUACUUGUUCAAUGUUUACAAAUGGUUCAUUCCCUGAAUAUAAAAACAAAAAAGAUUUCCCAAAGGAUUUCCAAUUUGAAGAAAGAAUUCAAUCUUUGGAGACGUCAUUAUUGAAUUUUAACCUUGGUUAUAGAAAUGAAUUAAUCCGUUUGGAUAUUAAUCUAUUGGAUCCAAGUGAUGAGAUGUUUCUUCUAUCGUCAUUUUUAAUGAACUUUCAACAGGUUACAAAGAAUAUAAUAGAAGUUAUGAAGUCUUCUAAAGAUAUAUAUGACUUUCGGGUAAAGCAAGAAAGUAAAGGUUGGAUUCGUGGAAAAACGUUAUGGAUAAACUUCUUAAGAAAUUUUGAUUCUUUAAAGACUUGGAUAACUAGUACUUAUACAAAGGGUUCUUCAGUUACAGAAGAUGAAGGUUUAAGAGGUACAUUGACAUCAUCAAUAGCAAAUCCUUAUCCGAUUACAAAGAGACCUGAAGCUGAAGAAGAUGAACUAUUAGCUCAAAAAAUUGAUGAAGUAUUGAAGCCCCAAAGAUCAAAUGUACAAGAGUUACCAAUAUCAAAUAAUGAUUUGGAUAUGGAUAGCCUCUGCAAGAAAGUCGGGCAACCUUUGUAUUUGAUUCCAUCGUAUUAUUUUACUGCAUUUUUAGUGUGGGGUAAUAAAUUCUACAAGAGAUCAAAAGCUCAUUUCAGAUUUUCUAUUCAAGUUGCAAUUGCUUUAUUAUUGUCAUCAUUUCCAAUGUUUAUCCCUAAAACUAGAGAUUGGUAUAAUCAAUAUCGUGGUGCCUGGAUAGGUUUCGUGUGUAUUUUAUGUUUAGAGCCAUCAGUGGGAGGUACAUUUUGGGUAUUCUUUUUACGUGCAGUUGGUGUUAUUAUUGGUUCUGCAUGGGCGUAUGUUUCUUACGUAUCGGCUGUCAAUCAAACCAAUCCUUACUUAGAAACUGUUAUUACAUGCUUCGGGUCUGCUCCUGGUUUUUAUUUUCUUUUAGGAACACCAUACGUCAAAGCUGCAAUUAUCCAAAUCAUUAGUAUAUAUAUUGUUAUUUUAGCAGCAGUUUAUCCAGGUUCAGCCCCAGGUGGUAUUUUGGUCAACUUUGCCAAAAGAUGUCUUGCGGUAGGCUAUGGUGGUGUAAUUGCUUUAUUGGUUCAACUAGUUAUUUUCCCAAUUACUGCUAGAGAGCAGCUUAAUGAAGAAAUAUCAUUUGUGUGCGGUUGUAUAUCAAGAAUGGAAACAUUAUAUGCUUUUGGGUUAGAAGGAGAAAAGGUAUCUCCAAUUGAUUUGAACGAUCGUUAUAAACAGUUUUCUAAGAUUUCACGCACUGCGAAAGCAGCAUUAGCAAGAGCAGAGGCAUACAAAGGCCUAACAAGACAAGAACCUAGAUUAAAAGGGAAGUAUGUUGAAUUAGAAAUAAUAUUCACUCAAGUUAUAUUCUUACAGAAACAAAUCAUCGAACGUAUGGAUAAUGUAGCUUUAUUAAGGUUAGAUUAUGGUAGUGGAGUAAUUGAUGAAUUGAAUUAUGCUGUAUUUCCUUACCGUAGACAAGUUGUUGCGAAUGUUUCCUGUUUGAUGAGAGCUCUUCAAGAAGCCUUUAUAAAUAAAACACCUCUGCCUCAAUUUCUUCCUAGCGCCAGAAUUUCUCACAGAAGACUAGUUAACAAAGUUAGACAAGCACUGUGGAACAAAUACCGUACUCAAAUCAAUAGCCUAAAACCUCACGUUGUUCCAAAUAGGUUUGAUCAUGAUACCGAAAGCGAUACGGAUUCAAUUUCUGAUUCUGAUGACGAAGGUAUUGUAAUAAACUCUAGAAAACCCUUAGCAGCUGGAUUGGAACUAUUGUCGCCUCAUGAACAAUUAUUAAAAGAGAAGUUCUUAAGUUGGAAUGCAUCUAGUGCAGCUAUUGAAGAAAUUAUUGAAUAUAUUGAAGAAUUACAGGAUUUAACAAAGAUAUUGGUUGGCGUUAAUGAAUUUAAAUAUGGAUUUUUAUCACGCCCAUUAUAUACAGAUUGGGCUGCUGCUGCGGUUACUGGUUUUGAUACGUUUAUUGCAGGCAAUAUUCCAUCCGAUAACCAUACUCCUUCUCCUCCAACUUUCUCACCAAGUGAACCAAUUCAGGAAGAAAUUAUUGAAGAAAAUGAAACUCAUGAUUUAUCAAGUAAUUCCUUUACUUCUGGAAGUCUAUCUAAUACAGAUUUUUCAGAUCUUGAAAAUCAACCGAUAGCAUAUAACAAACCUACAGCAGAUUAUGGUGAUGCUGGACCGUCUACCGUAGACCUCGCUAGGAUUGCUUCUCAUAAAUUGACUCGAGGAAAGGAUGGUCUUCCAAAACCAUUUAGGCAAAGAGCAUUCUCUAUUGGAUCAUCUAGUGAUUAUUCUUCAAAUCUUCAACCUCUCUCGCAGAGAAAAACUCUCGGUGAAGCAGAUUCGAGUUUCUACGAUACAGAACAAAGUUCUGAUGACGACUUGCCUCUUGCACUAAAGAGAAUAUUGAGUCGUAAAUCAGGUAAGAGUAACAAAGAUAAAUAA